GCCAGGUAGCGAUAACAAACAUGGCGUAUGUAAUUGGGAUUGGGGUUUUAAGAAAACUUGUUUUGAAGGUCAAUAAAAAUGCAUUGCUUUUGGGGUGUUCUCGUAACGUAGCUGCAUGGAACAAGGACUGGAAGCCAGGGCCCUAUCCUAAGACUCCUGAAGAACGAGCUGCUGCAGCAAAGAAGUAUGGUUUAAUUCCUGAAGACUAUGUACCAUAUCCUGAUGAUGGAGAUGGGUAUGGUGACUAUCCCAAACUUCCACCUAUUUCUGGUGAAGCAAGAGAUCCUUAUUAUGCUUGGGACUUUCCAGUUUUAAAGAAAAACUAUGGUGAACCUCUACAUGUGAUAUCUGACAUGCUUGGUGAAGAUAGGUACAACAUUAAUGCUAAGCCUCGUUUCUCCACUGCCACUCAGUUGAUGGUGUUUUUGGGAGUCAUGACUGUACUUGCUAGUUUGUUUCUUCUUGCUGAAAACUUCAGCUAUGUCCAUCCAGUGAUGCCUAAACAGUAUCCUGGUCCUGGAGUGAAACAUUAUACAUUUGAACCUGCUGAGUGACAGUAACAUUAAAAAAAUUUGAAAUAAUUAAGUGUAUAUAGUUUUCUUGGAACUCUAGUUAUUUUUUGUGGAAACAAAACUUCCUCUUAGAUUAGAUAAAAGGAACUGUUGAA
Messenger RNA from Limulus polyphemus (Atlantic horseshoe crab), 667 nucleotides. RefSeq names its product NADH dehydrogenase [ubiquinone] 1 beta subcomplex subunit 8, mitochondrial-like (gene ND-ASHI). The transcript is spliced from 5 exons. The record is from RefSeq and is a predicted model, not a curated record. The coding region runs from base 21 to 554 and encodes 177 amino acids. Lineage: Eukaryota; Metazoa; Arthropoda; Merostomata; Xiphosura; Limulidae. Gene Ontology annotation, cellular component: mitochondrion.